AUGUCCUUCGGGAUCUCGGAGUUGAUCAAGGAGGGCGUGGCCGGGUGGUUCAAGCUGUUGAACGAGGAAGAAGGCGAAUUCUACAACAUCCCAAUCCCCCCAGAAGACGAGGAGGAGUUCGAAAAGAUGCGUAAAAAGAUGGAGGACUGCAAUGUGCUGCUCGGAGAACACAAGACGUCCCGGGAACUGUUUGCCAUCAAAAUUUUGAAGAAGGAUGUGAUUAUUCAGGACGACGACAUCGAAUGUACAAUGACAGAAAAGAGGGUGUUGGCCUUGCCGGACAAGCCGCCAUUCCUCGUCGCUCUUCACUCUUGCUUCCAGACUAUGGAUCGCCUCUACUUCGUGAUGGAGUUCGUCAACGGCGGUGAUUUGAUGUAUCAAAUUCAACAGGUCGGCAAAUUCAAGGAGCCGGUUGCAUGUUUCUACGCCGCCGAAAUUGCCGUCGGCCUCUUCUUCCUCCACUCCAAGGGGAUCAUUUACCGAGAUUUGAAGCUCGACAACGUCAUGUUGGAACGGGAUGGACAUAUUAAGAAAGCUCCCGAUGACGUCUCAAACUUCGACCCGGAAUUCACACACGAGGUGCCCCGGCUGACCCCAAUCGAUCGACUCUUCCUGAUGAACCUCGACCAGACCGAAUUCGAGGGCUUCUCCUUCGUCAACCCCGAAUAUGUACUUGAGCCA
This is a messenger RNA of Mesorhabditis spiculigera, 681 nucleotides long. The record is from the annotation of a GenBank genome assembly. NCBI's taxonomy places the organism in Eukaryota, Metazoa, Nematoda, Chromadorea, Rhabditida, Rhabditidae.